Molecule: messenger RNA, 7244 nt
Organism: Paralichthys olivaceus (Japanese flounder)
Lineage: Eukaryota; Metazoa; Chordata; Actinopteri; Pleuronectiformes; Paralichthyidae
Source: RefSeq, a predicted model, not a curated record
CCCAGUGUGUCUCACAACGUCUUUGAUCAACUUCAAUUGAAACGUUUCUCCUUUUUUUUUUCUUCUCCAGAGGUUUUUACAUGGAUACCACCCUGAAGUUUGAGCCUUGAAUGUUUUACUGUGGCUGACAGAUUUAUCUCGGAUUUUACGCUUUUUUAUUUGUGAACCACUCCCACGGACAAUGACUUCCAGAAGGCCAAUGACUCGCUCUUUUUCUGCUAAUGGGAGAACAAGCAGCUUCAGCGAAGAUGAGGGCAACGGUUCCAAUGGCCGUUCAGAAGGUCGCAGUAGUUACCUCUCCAAUGUUAGGCCUGAAAACAGGAGCACAUUGUGCAGCAUCAUGGCUCAGCUGACCGAGGACAUACAGCCGUCCUUUGACACCACCUUGAAAUCCAAGGCAGUGUCGGAAAACUGCAAUGUGAAGUUCACCUGUGCGGUUUCAGGUCACCCAGCUCCAGAACUGAAGUGGUACAAAGAUGAUAUGGAAAUGGACCGGUACUGUGGACUCCCAAAAUAUGAAAUUCGACGGAAUGGAAAAAUUCACACCCUCCAUAUUUACAACUGCACAUUGGAAGAUGCAGCAAUCUAUCAGGUGUCAGCCAGCAACAGCAAAGGCAUUGUCUCCUGCUCGGGAGUUCUCGAGGUUGGCACCAUGAGCGAGUUCAAGAUCCACCAGCGGUUCUUUGCUAAGCUGAAACAGAAAGCAGAGAAGAAGAAGAAAGAAUCUGAGGAACAAUCCAAAAAGGCAGAUAAAGAAAACAUACUGAAAGAGACAGUGCAAAAUAGCCCAGAGCGUCCUCCAAGGAAGCGGCACAUCCCGCCACAGGAUGGGCCUUUGGUCAAGGAGCCUGAUGCUGGAGAACAACUUGGAGCUGCUGCAGAACCUAAUGGCGUUACCUUGGAAGUCAAUGAUAUGGCCGCUGUCACAUCCAUAGACAGCGGCCUGGAGAAGGAGGAUGCCUUGGUUAAAAAGAAAAUAAAGAUCUCAAAUAGUGUCGAUGUUGACAUUAGCAGUGACAGCAGCAGAAGCCACAUGAUGGGGAACGGAGGUGAAAACUGUUACGAUGGAGGAAUCAGUUUGGCCCAGUUUUUGGCUGAGGCGCUCCAGUCUCAGGCAGCUGAGGAGAAACAGAACUCAUCUUUGGGGGAGAAACCUAAAGAGAUGAAUGUAAGUGAUGGCAAAGAGAAAGAGAGGAUGCAAAAGGAGUGGGAAGAACAAGGGAAAGCUCUGGAGGAAGAGUAUGGGAAAAGAAGAGAAGAGGACGUGGCUGCAGAAGGAGAGAAUGAAAGAAAACGGUCGUCGGAGAUGUUGCACACAACAGGCCACGGUAAACAUGGCUCAGACGUCAAACAUCACAAGGCUCAUAAGGAUCAUGACCAUCACAACAUCCAGGCCUCCCUCUCCUCCAUGAUCCACACGGUCAAAGACUUCUUCUUUGGUAAGAAUAAGAAAGACUCUCACGAUCACACUGAGAACAAGGAGAAAGAGUUUGACCACGACUCACUUCAGCCUCUUCAACCAGAAAUGCCGCUGUCAUUUAGGCUGCACCAGGAACCUAAUCCAGACGUAUACAAACCAUCGAGAGAGGACGUUGUUCCCAUGGAAACAGAUCAUCCACAAGAGCCUUCAGAACAUGUGGAUAUAGUUCAACAAUCACAUGAACACAAGUGUGAAGACAGUUUUCUGCACACUGACCUGCCACCAGAUGAUAAACCGCCACCUGAGCGCACAGAAGAGUCCACAGGUCAGAGUGUCAAGGUCGCUGUUGGGGCUACGGAGGCCAUGGAUCUGUCUGAGGCGACUGGGAGCAGCAGGCCAAGCGAAGACGUGUCAUUGUCCGAGCCUCAAGUUCUCACCGAGAUGGAACACAAAGAUUCUCAGACAGCUUCCGUCAACACAGAGGUUCCUGUAAACCAGCGAGAACCAGAGUGUUUGAUAGAUUCAUCAGAGCCCAAUCAACAGGCUGCAAGAGAUGAGUCUUCACCCAAGGAAUACAUGUCUGCCUCUCAACAGCAAACCACAGCCCCUCAUGAAGAACACCCUGCAUCAGCUAUUGCUAAGUUUGAAGAAGGCUGGAUUCCCCCUAACCGUGUUAUCUCACUGUCAGACAGCCACGGCUUUGGUCGAGCAACCCAAGAGGAGCAGCUGAAUAUCGAUUUAGUGGGCAAGGUGGUUAAACCUGACACAGCGGAAGGCCCGUCCUCCUCCAACAAGUUGUGUGAGGAAGAGAAAGCUGAAGUGAAAUUGCUCGAACAGCCAUGCUCAGAUAUAAACAGAUCUGAGGUUACUGAAUUACCAGCAAAUUCAGUGGAUGAGAGAGUAGAGCCAUGUGAGAACAUGACACCAGAUCAGGUGCUUCCACCUCUGCCUGCUGUGACUUGCGCUGCAGAGGAAGAUUGUGUAAGAGAAGAGAACGAAUGUACCUCACCCACUCAGGAAAUGAGCUUGGGAUUUCCGGCUGAGAGUUUAGGGCUGGUUGACCUAAAAAUACAGCCCAAAUUUCACUUUCCUUCUGCAGGAGAGGAGGUCUCACAAGGCCAAAAUCUCAGUGCAGAGCAGAGUGCAAGCUCAGGUUUUAGCAGCAGUGAAAAAAGAAGUGACUUGGAAGAGGCGUCGAAUUUUGCCUUAGAGAACAGUUUAGAGGGUAACUUGUGUUACAAUGUGAAGAAGGAGGUGAUUUUAGACAGUGUUAACACUGAAGCGAGAGAUGAGCAUCUACAGAUUGAAGAGAUUGAGAAGAAAGUAGAAGAGAUGGAUGAAUCAAAAACACUUUUAGUAGCAGAGACCAAGGGAAGUGAAGCUGACGUUUCGGAGGAACUGACACAUCAACAUGGUAGUGAGAAACAACUGGGUUGGCCUUCAGUGAAUAUUCCAACAAUCCACAUAUCUACCAUUGAAGACAGCACAGAUAUUCAACCAACUGUGCCAGAUGUAAACCAACAUGAACAUUUUGUAAUCCCAAAAAUUGAAAUAAUAGAGCCCGAGCUCAAAGAUAGCACUGUUCUGGAAUUGAAUAAGCCAGAAUCAGAUCUGGCAAUGUUGCAAAGCCAUGAUGCAACUCAUAUGUCAGAGACGAUAAUCCAAGACAUUAGCGUGACUGACUUUCCAGACUCGCCCUCGCAGAAAAGUAUGCAGAGUAAUAAUUCACUGACAGAGAAAGUAAAGGAAGUUGCACAAUUACCUGAUGAGACUAAGAUAAUUGAGCAGGGGCAGCCGCACAAGCAAAGCAGUGAACAGCUCCCUCAGAUGGAGACUGCAUUAAUUCCUGUUAUAAAUGUGUCAUGCACUGAUGACAAGGAGGAUCAUGCAUUUGUAAAUGCCAACGUUUCGCAUGUACUGGAGCCUUUCGAAACUCCAACAGUGCCUUUGUUUGUGGUGCCCCCGAUCUCUGUCACUUGUCAUGAAAGUGAUCCAGGUCUCAGCUUGCCCACGCAAAGUGAGUGGACAGAAACAGAAACUGAUGUCACGCUAAGGGUAACAAAUCACAAUGCGGUCAAUGACUUGAUGACAAAGCCUGAAAAAAGUCUGAGUGGACAACAGACUGUCGAAGAAGUGGCAGAGAAGAUUAUAAAAGAGAACACCCCUUCUUUGCUAAGUGAAGCUCUUACACCAAAGGCUGGUGACAAUGUGCCAUCAUUCAAUAAGACAACAGAAGACAAUACUGUUCCUGAAAUUUCAAAGAUAAAACCUCUUAAAGAGCCCAAAACAGAGAAUUCAGUUUCUGAGGAAGUGCAGAGAAGCAGACCUUCUGUUGACAGACUCAGCUCCAAACCCCCAGCACACCCAUCACUGAGUCCAGCCAGUCUCCGCAAAUUCAUGUCCAAAGCUGUUCUGGACUCAGACAGUGAGACAGUGACGGCUGUCCCUGUCAUCACUGUGGGUGAUCGUCAGAGUGACAAAGCGGACGAAGAUCUCAGUGGAGGCUCGACGCCAACGUCCCUCUCCUGUGAGAACAGUCCCCGGCUGAAACGCAGAGACAGCCUGUCCCUCAUACGCUCUGCCACGCCCGAGGAGCUGGCCUCUGGCGCUCGCCGCAAAAUCUUCAUCCUUAAGCCUAAAGAGGAUGGAGAUGGAACAGUGGUUGGUGUGCUGGACACUCAAGGCAAGAAGGAGACCCCCUACAUGUCACCCAGUCAGGCUCGCAGGGCGGCGUUAUUACAAGCUCCGAAAGGACAGAAUACACCACCGAUGGAGAGACGCUCUCCACUGCUGAACCGCAGGAAGGCCACGCUGGAGGUACCAAAGGCCAUGGACGAGACUCCCAAAGAGGAAGCAGUCACAAAAAAAGAGGAAAAACCAGCUGAAAAGAAGCUAGACCCAUUGAAAGCUCCACAGGUGAUCCGAAAGAUCAGGGGAGAGCCGUUCCCAGAUGCCUCUGGACACCUGAAGCUGUGGUGCCAGUUCUUCAACGUACUCAGUGACUCCACCAUCAAGUGGUACAGAGAAGAGGAAGAGAUACUGGAAGUGAAGAGAAGCGGAGGCGAUGAAAGCCAAGUAGCGCUGGCUAUUGUGCUGGCAUCCAGCCAAGACUGUGGGGUAUAUGGCUGCACUAUCAAUAAUGAAUAUGGGACUGACACCACUGACUUCCUGCUCAGCGUAGACGUUCUCUCUGAUAUACUACUAAAAGAUGAUCUGGAAGUGGGAGAGGAGAUCGAGAUGACACCACUGCUGUUCACCAAAGGCCUGGUGGACUGCGGCAGCUGGGGCGACAAGUACUUUGGGCGCAUCAUGAACGAAGCGGUGCACAUCGGCGAGGGUUGCGCUCACAAAGCCAGUAGAGUGAGGGUCAUCUACGGCCUCGAUCCCAUCUUUGACUCCGGAAGCAACUGUAUUAUCAAAAUUCUAAACCCCAUCGCGUACGGAACUAAACAAGAGAGCAACCUGGCUGAGAGGAAUCUAGAGAUUACUAAGCAAGAAUGCAAAGUCCAAAACAUGAUACGAGAAUACUGUAAAAUCUUUACGGCAGAGGCGAGAGUUAAUGAGAACUUUGGCUUUUCACUAGAAGUGAUCCCUCAGUAUCUCAUGUACCGCCCUGCGAACUCUGUGCCGUACGCCACAGUGGAGGCCAACCUUGAAGGAGUCUUUCAAAAAUAUUGUAUGAUGGGUCCUAAAGGCCAGCUGAUCACACAAACCGUUUCUGAGGUGGAGCAGAAAUGCAGCUCCUUCCAGCACUGGAUCCAUCAGUGGACACACGGCAAUCUGCUCGUCACUCGACUGGAAGGUGUUGAAACAAAGCUAACAAAUGUUAGAGUUGUGACCAAGUCAAAAGGAUACCAGGGAUUAACAGAACGCGGCUCUCCAGAAGUUUUCGACCAGUUCCUGACGCAGCACCAGUGCAACUACUAUUGUGGACUUCUCUGCCUGCGCUCCCUGAAGAAUAUGGACAGUCUGCAGCAGCCCACCAAAAUAAAGGGGUCCCGGAGCCCCCUCCUCAACCGCAAGUUAGGCUCAGGGAGCCCGCAGCUGCAGCGUAAAGGACACAGCCCUCAGAUAUCAAGAAAGGCCAACUCUAGCCCAAAAGUGACCAGAAAAGUUCAGGAGACAGAGGACAAUAAAUCAGACACCAAAACCAAACCUGCAGAAACUGCUGAUGCUCUUGAAAUGCAAUAGGAAGUAGUUUUUUUUUAAGUCAGCAAUAUUUAAAUGCUUUUAAUGGUUACCAAUAACCUGUUUCUUUCCAACUACCGAAGCCAGCACGCACACAAAGAGUUGUGAGAAAAACACUGGUUCGUUGGCCUGACUUGUCAAAAAAACAGCUCACUGUGAAUUAACGAGUUAACUUUCUCAGCUACUUAACUUAUAUACUCCAACAUAGUUUAAAAAGUUUUAUGAGAAUGUGUGGAGAGAUAGGCAUAAGUUUUUUUUGACCUUUUUGGCUCAAAAGAUACCAGCACAGAAAAGUUUUUCUACUUUUAGAGAAUAAAAAACACCACAUUCAAACACCUGCCUCAGAGUCUUAUCAGCUCUGUAAAGGGACAAACAUAUUAAUCGGCUUCAAAUAUAUCGUAAUAUAUCUGCAAGUCACUCUUCUGUUUGAGUGUUUUAUUAAAAAGACUGUGGAGUAUAAAAUAUACACGACCACAACCACAGAAGUGAUUGAGGUUAUGUAUUCGUAUGAAACACUACAUGUGCAUCUAUGAUGUACAGUACAUGUGUUGUGUAUAAGGUUAUUUUAGAGAUGUAAUUUAUGCUAAGAAGUAGAACUGAACUACAUGCAGCAUUUCUUCACAGAGCAAAGUUGAGCUUAUGCUGUGGAAUUACACUUUUGGGUCGAAGAUGUUUGUGUGCACUUUGUUUGUUUUUUGGCAUUUUUUCAUUUUAAGUAGUUUUUGAGUACUUUAUAUAUUUAUUAUAGAGGUUGUCUGUAUCUUUAAUCCGCCCUUUUACAGUAUUUCAGAAUAUAUGAUGGAGAAUGUCAAAGUAGUAAGGGCUUACCAUUGAACUCUUCAACUACGGCAUGCUUAUUAUGCUGAUUGACAUGCAAACAUGUGAGUGUGUUUCCGGCAGUUAGGUAAGUCUGCACACAGAGGUCCACCCAGCUAUUUGAAACUGUACUAUGGACUGUGUGAAGAGGUCACAGAGAGAGUAGACUCUGUCUGCUGCCUCGCUGAUCACUUGCUAAGGCUCGCUGCAUGAAAUCACCCUUUCGCUGAACAACAGACCAGUAAGUUUUGCUUGUGUACACUUGGUCAACAAUUACCAGGAUUUCUUCAAGUCAGCAUGGAUGAAGGAUUAGAAUGGAAAUAAAAAACAAUUCAUAUAUCUCAUACGUUUGCACAGAUAUCCACGGUUAAAUUCCAAAAGACACAGUUUACAAGAAGAGAUGUCACUUCUUGCCUUUUACGAGAAACCUAUGAGGAUGUCUUCUAUUGUUUCUUGGUUAAUGAUCAACAGUAGAGUCCAGAUGUUCGCUCUUAAAGUUCUGCUGUGUUCAUGUAAUUGCAUGACUCCUUAUGAAUGAAAGGAAAUACAAUUAUAGGAGAAAUAUUUGAAACGGAAUCAAUACAUUUGAGAAAAUAAGUCAGCUGAUGAUGUUAAGGUGUGGUGUCAUGCGAACACAUUGUCGUAUUGUGUUUACAUAUACAUAAAGUCGGAGGACUAAAUAUCUAAAGUAAUGUGAAGAACAGCAGUAAGUGUGUGAGGGACAGUGUGAAUGAGUGAGUGAGUGAAUAAAUGUGUGUUUACAAUGUGUGCUGUCUUUGGUAUGGAAGACCAUGUCACCUAAUGUUUUUUAUAAAUAAAU